AUGCCAUCUCUUAUUAAGGAAGUAUCAGCUCUGGUCCGCGCUGCCUCACUCCAAAAGCAAUCCGUCGAGGAUUUACGCCGCCGCGGUGUCACCAUUAUUGCAGCCGACUUACAGGGCCCCGAAGACGAUUUGACCUCUGCACUGGCUGGUAAAGAUGUGCUGAUUGCAUCACUCCCGCCCCAAAAUACUUUGGACCAAAUAGGCCUCGCCACUGCAGCGGUAAAGGCUGGGAUCAAACGUUUUGUUCCAAAUGCCUGGGCUACAGUUGCCCCUGCCGAAGGAGUCAUGAUCCUCCGAGACGUGAAGGAACAGGUUUUCAACCAUAUCAAAAAGAUUCGACUUCCUUUCACCAUCAUUGAUAUCGGGUUCUGGCACGAGGGGGUGACGCCUGUCGUCCCUUCGGGCAAGUUUGGUACCGCGUCAAUGGUGGGCAAGAACUUUCUGAUUGGAGACGGUUCGACACCAUCCGCAGUCACCUCGAUGGACGACGUGGGGCCAUUUGUGGCGCGCAUCAUUGCAGACCCCCGGACUCUCAACCGUUACGUAUUUGCGUAUGGUGAAAUCAAGACUCAGCUGGACUGCCUCUCCCUUGCCAAGAAACUUACAGGCGAGGAGCUCGAAGUGGUGCCAAUUUCACUGGAUAAAGUCUCGCAGUUGGCUAAUGCCGCCGAGACCGACGAGUAUACCUUGUGGCACAAGAUGUUUGUGCAAUAUUUCAAUACCGUCUGGGUGAGAGGCGACAAUUGCCCUCGAUAUGCGAAAGAAUUGGGGUACAUGGAUGCAAAGGAACUAUACCCCGACUUGCCGUUCAAGACACUGGAAGAAAGUAUGCUUGAGACUCUUCAAGGCCGCAGGAAUUUUCCCGAAGCAAUUGGCGAUGACCAAUACUGGGAGGUCAUUGCCAAACUUCUUACCGGUGGUGUUUUAUAG
Molecule: messenger RNA, 930 nt
Organism: Pestalotiopsis fici W106-1
Lineage: Eukaryota; Fungi; Ascomycota; Sordariomycetes; Amphisphaeriales; Sporocadaceae
Exons: 2
Coding region: 1-930 (309 amino acids)
Source: RefSeq, a predicted model, not a curated record